Molecule: messenger RNA, 1700 nt
Organism: Chilo suppressalis (striped riceborer)
Lineage: Eukaryota; Metazoa; Arthropoda; Insecta; Lepidoptera; Crambidae
Source: the annotation of a GenBank genome assembly
CGAAGUUUAAUCAGAGAUAAAAAAAAUGAUACCUUUAUAUAAAUACAGGCCACAAUUAGUUUCAUUUAGUGCUUCGUUCACGGCCACUUGUUUUAUUUUGGUUUUGUUUCCAAAAUGAAGGUUCUGCUUUUGGUGGCGUUGUUGAGCGCUUUGAGUGCAGUUUAUGCGAGCAAAAAGGUUGUGAUCUGCUACUAUGGCACUUGGGCGGUAAACAGACCAGGUUUGGGCAAGUUCGGCGUGGAAGACAUAAACCCGUACCUUUGCACUCACAUCAUAUACGCAUUCGCGGGCAUAGACACAAAUGGAACUGUUAUACCUCUUGAUGUAGAACUUGAUAUUAAUAUGGGUAACUACAGAAAUUUCACCGAUCUGAAAAAGAAAAAUCCCAAACUUAAACCUAUGUUGGCUGUCGGAGGCUGGGCUGAAGGAUCAGCAAAAUAUUCCGAAAUGGCGGCUGAUCCAGUUAAACGACAAAACUUCAUCCAGAGCGCUCUUGAUAUCAUAUUUGAGUACGAUUUUGAAGGCUUCGACUUGGAUUGGGAAUAUCCCAAUCGUCGAGACACAGUCCACGGUGUCGAUGACAUAGAAAACUUUUCACAACUCGUGAAAGAAAUGAGGGAAGAAUUUGAUGAAUAUGGCCUGAUAUUGACAGCGGCUGUAUCUUCCGUCGAAGCAUCAGCAUCACAGUCUUAUAAUGUAUCAGCUAUAUCGCAGUACUUACAUUAUGUGAAUUUAAUGACAUAUGAUAUGUACGGUCCUUGGGAGACACUCACGGGUCAUAAUGCCGGUCUCCAUAAAGGAGACUUUGACGGAUCUACCCCAAGAGAACAGUUGUUCACUGCUGAUGUGGCGGUAGAGUAUUGGCUGAGAGAAGGCUGCCCACCAGAAAAGCUAGCACUUGGGGUACCUUUCUACGGCCACUCUUUUAAAUUGCAAUCUGAAACCAAUUCCGAUGUUAGGGCUCCAUCAAAUGGCGCUGGUAUCGCUGGUCCUUAUACUGGUGAAGCCGGCUUUGUUGGGUACAACGAGGCGGGGGAACGGGGGAGGAUACCCUACAGCCGGCUGCAAGUAACAAUACAGUUCAUAAAUUCUAAUCUCGGUUCUCGCUACAGAGGUUCAAAAACUCUCGGGGACACUCAACGCGCUGUUGCUUUUGAAGCAUUCUGUGCCAUGCUUAAAUCGGAUCCAUCCUGGUCGAUUCGAAAGGAUCAUCUGGCCAAAGUGCCUUAUGCUGUCAAAGGCUUAGACUGGGUGUCCUACGACAAUCCCAGAUCCAUAAGAGAUAAAGUGAAAUAUGCCUUAAAAAAGAAGUUAGCUGGAAUCAUGAUAUGGAGUAUUGAGACUGAUGACUUCCACAACGUUUGCGGUGGAGGAGCAUACACUCUCCUGAAAGUUAUCAAUAACGCUUUGUAUAAAAAGCCUUGCCUUUAGAAUGAUGCACGGUAGCGGCACUAAAAAUUAAUCAACAGGUCCGAGUUAGAAAGAAACAUCUGAGAAAUCCAUAUUAGACUAACUACCAAAUAAAAUUAUAACAAACAUUUUCCCUCUCAAAUCUCUUGCAACUUCUUUGCAGGAGGACAAGAUUGUUUCCAAUUGUGGUAUUUGUACUGGUAUUAGUGGUAGUGGUAGUGUGGUAUAUAGAUGAGUUAAUGACUUCCCCAUUUAUUUAAUCAGAAGAAUAAAAAUCAAUUGUACCCAGA